Dermochelys coriacea (leatherback sea turtle) is the source of this 2244-nucleotide messenger RNA. RefSeq names its product WD repeat domain 5 (gene WDR5). The record is from RefSeq and is a predicted model, not a curated record. Gene Ontology annotation, molecular function: histone binding. Bases 454 to 1458 code for a protein of 334 amino acids. Gene Ontology annotation, cellular component: Set1C/COMPASS complex. The transcript is spliced from 15 exons. Lineage: Eukaryota; Metazoa; Chordata; Testudines; Dermochelyidae.
CCCCGUUUCUGUCCCUUCUGGCUCGCCGUAGCGGCCCCAGGAGAGAGCGGCAUUGUGCUGUUCCCCCCCGGCCCUUAGCGCAUGCGCCACCGCCCAUUCCCCCCCGCCUGGCGGCUACGGAGCUGCCGCCGCUUCCCCCCUCCCCGGCCCUGCUCCCCGCCGAGGAGGAGGCGGCGCCCCGCCCCCCGAAAGCUGCCUCUUGUUCCUGUGCCGAAUGAAGAAUAACAUUGUCCUAAACAGAGCCACACACUGAAAAGCUGAUGUACAGUUUCCAAAGAUCUCUUCCAAAAUUUCCUACCAGUGGCUCAUCUCCACCGAAGAGAACUCUAGUGUAGAUAAGACACAGGUUUGUGUUAUUAGAGCAGUUCUUUUGGUGUGAAAGGCUCCCUUUUGAAGCAGCACAUUCAUUCAUUGCUUCAAGCACCAUACAUCUGACUUGCUAGCUUGAGAACCAUGGCAACAGAAGAGAAGAAACCAGAUGCAGAAUCCACCAAAACACAAUCUACUCCUUCCUCCUCAACCAAUCAGACCAAGCCGGCACCUGUAAAACCAAACUACGCUCUAAAGUUCACAUUAGCAGGACACACUAAAGCGGUUUCGUCAGUAAAGUUUAGUCCCAAUGGGGAGUGGCUGGCCAGUUCCUCGGCUGACAAACUUAUUAAAAUUUGGGGAGCAUAUGAUGGCAAGUUUGAAAAAACAAUAUCUGGACACAAACUGGGUAUCUCUGAUGUAGCAUGGUCAUCAGAUUCCAACCUUCUUGUCUCUGCCUCCGAUGACAAAACUCUCAAAAUUUGGGAUGUGAGCUCGGGCAAGUGUUUGAAGACACUGAAGGGGCACAGUAACUAUGUCUUCUGCUGCAACUUCAACCCCCAGUCCAACCUCAUUGUUUCAGGCUCGUUUGAUGAAAGUGUGAGGAUAUGGGAUGUGAAAACAGGGAAGUGCCUCAAGACGCUGCCUGCGCAUUCUGACCCAGUUUCAGCUGUGCAUUUUAAUCGUGAUGGGUCCCUGAUAGUGUCAAGUAGCUAUGAUGGUCUCUGUCGAAUCUGGGAUACAGCAUCAGGCCAGUGCUUAAAAACAUUGAUUGAUGACGAUAACCCUCCUGUGUCUUUUGUGAAAUUCUCUCCAAAUGGCAAAUACAUACUAGCAGCAACUCUGGACAACACACUGAAACUUUGGGACUAUAGCAAAGGAAAGUGCCUGAAAACAUACACAGGUCACAAGAAUGAGAAAUACUGCAUCUUUGCAAACUUCUCCGUCACUGGUGGAAAGUGGAUUGUGUCUGGUUCAGAGGACAACCUGGUUUAUAUUUGGAACCUCCAAACAAAAGAGAUUGUACAGAAAUUACAGGGACACACAGAUGUUGUGAUCUCAACAGCUUGUCACCCAACAGAAAACAUCAUUGCAUCAGCGGCACUAGAAAAUGACAAAACAAUUAAACUGUGGAAGAGUGACUGUUAAACACUUUCAGUAUCACUUUAGAGACUGCCAGGAAAAUUGUGGGUUUGUGGUUUUUUUUUUUUGUUUUUUGUUUUUUUUUUAAAUCCCCCCUCCCUAUCACCAUGAGAAUAAUAAUGAGAUAAAACCCAGGUUGGCAGGAAACCUGAAGAAUAUUUGAGAAAGCGGUUUCUGUUAGUCUUGACCCAAAGAGAAUGUCUUAGCUUGUUGCUAGAGCCGGGCAAUGUGGUGGAAAAAAGAAGCAGUCUCUCCUUUUCGUGCCUGAUCACUUGGCAGACAAACGGAUCGUUCUAACAUCGCAUUAGGAGUAUCAGCCUUGAAUUGAAAGCCCCAGAGAUACUGUACUUUGUGGUGAAGGUGGCAUUGCUCCUUGGCUGUCUUGUUGCUGCUUAAGGAGCUGUUGGUCUGUUUUGUACCAGUAAGUUAAGUCGUAAUACUAGAAAUACUUGGAAUUUUUUAAAAAUGUCUAAUUUUUAUUUUUUUUAUUUUUUUUGCAGACCGGUAGGUUCUAGUCUAUCAGAAGUGUCUCUUUAUUGUUUUGAAUAGGAGUGCUGCAUCUUUAAGGAUGCCCCAUUUUAAACACUCAGCUCAAACUUUGUGACCAAAUAAAACCAUCCAAUUCCAGAGUUCCCUUUCCUGCCCCAACUUCAGACUCCUGUGGUGAAAUAUCUACUCUUUCUUCUGUAUAGUUGCUGACCUCUCAUUACAUGUGUUUAAUAGAUGCUGUUAUAGAACAAAGUUGCAGCUUUUUUUUUUUCCUGUUAACCAUUAAAACGAUUCCUGCUUGUA